AAUUGGUCAAAACAAUCACGAAAGGUGAAAAAUGUUGCUCGUGGAGGUAGGUCGCAUUCGGAAGGGAAACAACGGAAGAACGGAAGUCGGCGAAAUAAUGACGGAAUUGUUUCCGCUGCAUGAGUGCGUCUUUAACGGUGAUACCCGAAAGCUGUCGCUGUUGCUGCGGACACACGAAAUCGCCGAAAAGGACAAACAUGGAAACACUCCACUCCAUUUGGCUGUUAUGCUAGGAAAGAAAGAAUGUAUUUUCCUAUUGCUUGCACACGGCGCACCGGUUAAAGUAAAAAAUUCACAAGGAUGGUCUCCUUUAGCGGAAGCGAUCUCAUACGGAGAUCGACAAAUAAUCACUUCACUGUUGCGAAAACUGAAGCAACAGGCCCGCGAACAGAUGGAACAGCGGCGCCCAAACCUGGUGAAAGCUCUGAAGCAGAUGGGCGACUUCUACAUGGAGCUUAAGUGGGAUUUUCAUUCCUGGGUACCACUUAUCUCGCGCAUACUUCCCUCUGAUGUUUGUAAAAUUCAUAAAUCCGGCUGCUCGAUACGGCUCGACACGACGUUGGUCGACUUUUCCGACAUGCGCUGGGAACGGGGUGACAUUUCGUUCAUUUUCAAGGGUGAAAAUCCACCGAAGGAUUCGCUGACGGCGCUGGACAACGAGUGCCGUUGCUACCAGCACGUUCGACACGAGGAGACGGAGAUGGAAAUCGAGGACGAGGUCGACAUCCUGAUGUCGAGCGACAUUCUUGCAGCACAGAUGUCAACCAAGGGUAUUAGUUUUACGAAAGCACAAUCGGGAUGGAUCUUUCGCGAAGAUCGGCGAGAAACAGUGGCCGGACAGUACGAUAGCGAUCUCUACACGAUAAACGGCUUGACUCUGGAGCAGCGCAAACGCCGCGAGCAUCUGUCGCGAGAUGAUCUGCAGAAAAAUAAAGCUCUGAUGGAAUCGCUUACGAAGGGUGGUCAGAGUCAGCAGGGCGGUAUUGAUCAGAACGGCGAGAUUUAUCGAAGAGAGUCGCUACAGCCACCGCCCAACUGUGAGGUUACCUGGGGAGAGUACAUUUCGGCUGAGCCGGGCCAGUAUCCCAACUUGGGCCGUGAACUAGUGUAUAAGGAAUCAAGCAAAAAUUUUAAAGCAACAGUAGCUAUGAGCAAAGACUUUCCGUUGAGCGUAGACAUGCUGUUGAACGUGUUGGAAGUAAUAGCACCGUUCAAGCAUUUCAGCAAGUUACGUGAAUUCGUGACACUGAAACUACCCAGCGGCUUUCCGGUGAAGAUCGACAUCCCCAUCCUACCGACGGUGUCGGCCAAAAUUACGUUUCAAAAGUUCGAAUUUCGGGACAAUAUUUCGCCCGAUCUGUUCGUCAUUCCGGAGGACUACAAAGAGGACACGAUGAGGUUUCUCAUUUACUUCAUAGAUUUCCUGAUUUAUGACCUUUCGAUAUCGACCGACUAAAUUUACGCGCGCUGCUGCUGCUUGCUGUCAGCCAACCUGGACAAACCGAACCGCAGUCGUCACUGCGGUGCAUUUGUCAACAUUUU
This is a messenger RNA of Anopheles maculipalpis, 1542 nucleotides long. Its product is annotated as ankyrin repeat domain-containing protein 13C. The transcript is spliced from 7 exons. NCBI's taxonomy places the organism in Eukaryota, Metazoa, Arthropoda, Insecta, Diptera, Culicidae. Gene Ontology annotation, cellular component: cytoplasm. The record is from RefSeq and is a predicted model, not a curated record. Gene Ontology annotation, molecular function: protein binding. The coding region runs from base 32 to 1456 and encodes 474 amino acids.